CAGCCUCGGCGGCCAGUCAGUAACCCUUGUGCAGCCUCCUCCUCCGAUUGUGCCCGAUCUGUUGCUUGCAGUGCCCAGGGUUCUUUGCUCUGGCGCCGGUGCUUUCCCCUCCGCCGGGCGCGCGCGGGUGCUCCGGCCGCCGCUCUCUGCUGGCGGAUCCCUCCUGCUGCAUCGGGUCUCGCCCGAUCCUGUCAUUGAAAAGAUGGUGAAUGAAGAAGAGGAGAGUGCUCCCAAGCAGAGUGGCCCUAAACCAGCAGAGCCACACGAGAUGCUGUCUGAGAGCUGCCAGAGCCACAUGUCUCCAGACGUUGAAUCGGAAGGAGGUGAAACCAACGAGACGGAACCGAGAAGCUCGAAGCGUGACCAGGGGAGCAAUUCUCUUGCCGUCAACGGUGACGUUUCUGACGGCGAGAAGGUUUAUCCCUCACAGACACAGUACAUUUGCCCCGUUUGCGGGGAAUGUUUCAGUGGGAGUUCCCGCCUUGUGGAACAUCAGAGGGUUCACAAAGAGGAGAAGUUGCGCCCCUGCCCUGUCUGUGGAAAAGGUUACAACCAGGAAGCUGACUUGGUGGCGCACAUGCAGAGUCACACUGAUGAGAAGCCGUUUUCUUGUCUCGAGUGCGGGAGGAGCUUCCUAUUCAGCUCAGACUUGGUGGCCCAUCAAAAGGUCCAUACUGGAGAGAAACCUUACAUCUGCCUAGAGUGCGGGAAAGGCUUCUCCCAGAGUUCCCAGCUGAUGUCCCAUCGCAGAGUCCAUACCGGGGAGAAGCCUUACGAGUGCAUUAUCUGCGAGAAGAGCUUCCGGUCCAACUAUGACCUGGUCAACCAUCAGAGGAGCCACACUGGAGAGAAACCUUACAUAUGCUCUGACUGCGGGAAGAGCUUCACCCGCAGCUCCCACCUCAUUUCCCAUCAGAGAGUCCACACGGGCGAAAGACCCUACCCUUGUGGGAUCUGCGGGAAGCGUUUCCGGGACUGCUCCCAUCUCAUUCGGCACCAGAGGGUCCACACGGGUGAGAAACCGUACGAGUGCUCCAUUUGUGGGAAGAGCUUCCGGGUGAAUUACGACUUAGUCACCCAUCAGAGGAACCACACUGGCGAAAAACCUUACGAAUGCCCCGAUUGUGGGAAAGGCUUUAAGCGGAGUUCGCACCUCAUCUGCCACCAGAGAGUCCACACUGGAGAAAGGCCGUAUCCCUGUGGCAUCUGCGGGAAAAGCUUCAGCUACAGCUCAGACCUUAUUAAGCACCAGAGAAUCCACACGGGGGAGAAACCUUACGAAUGUCACAUCUGCGGGAAGAGCUUUCGGAUCAAUGCUGACCUGGUCACUCACCAGAGGAUUCACACCGGAGAGAAACCUUACACCUGCUCUGAUUGUGGGAAAUGUUUUGCCCGGAGCUCACGUCUUGUGUCCCAUCAGAGAGUCCACGUGAAGGACGGGACCUUGGGAACGUCUCUUUCUGAAACUGAGUCAUCCCAGCCAGGAGCAGCUACUGUGUCCCCAGCUCCUGAGCACCCUUGGGCCAAGGAGGAGAAGCUGGCCCCAAGUGAGCCUCUGGCUCUGACCAGCCUGGGAACUUCUACUCAAUUCGUCCUUGGUGAUGCACCUCAGGCUGGCCACAUGAGUGAAAUAAAGAUGGAGUGCAGGAGCUGAGACGCAAGAAAACUAGAAGGGAAACACUUACUUUCCAGUAACAAAGUAGUGUAUAGAAUCUGGAAUCCCUUGCUCAUUUUAAUUAGCUUUCAUGGAAAGUUUGCUUGAUCAAACAAGAUAUUAUCCAUGGCUCCCCCCCCCCCCCGGUGUGCAUAUUGAAGGAUAAAUGAGUUGAUCCAAGGAAGAAUGAAGUAUCCUGCGGCCGCAGCAUGGUCUCACAGCCAUAUUUAAAUUAAAAGCCAUUUUGACAUGGGCUGGCUUUGCUUCCCCAAAGAAAUUCUUGGAAAUAUAGUUUGUUGAGAAUUCUUGAUUAAAAAUGUAUAGCUAGAGGUGGGAGGAGAAGUAUACAAAAACGGAUGUAAUGCUGGAACCCCUUCAAAAAUAUAUUUAUUGAUGCGAGCUAAAACAAGCAAAAAUGGCACUGCUGUGUAUGGGUUGCCUUGAAAUGACAAAUGGAGCAAGAAAAAUAUAACCGAAAUUAGUGUUUAUUUUAGGAAAGUGUUUUCUUUUAAAAUAAUGCAAAGUAAUAAUCUCUUAUCCAUCAUGGUUGUUUCUUAAGAAAUCCAUACAACUUAGGGUUUAUUUGCUCUGUUCCUCAGCGGAAAGCCAUGACUUUUUAAGAAUAUGCUGAACACUCACAGUUCUUUUAAAUGCAGUCUUCAGCUUCACAGAAACAUUCUGUUGUUUAUUAUCUUCUAACAGUUUCUCUCCUACGUUUGUGCGUGCGUACUUUUAAUUAAAAACAACAUUGUUGCUAUAAUAAAAAUGCUUUAGUUGGGUAGAAUAAAGCUUUAAGUCAUUAAUAACUUUUAUUUAACUUAAUUUAUAAGCCAUGAUCUUUUUUGUACAGAUCGACCACUCAUACAAAGAGAGGGAAGCAGCCCUUGGGAUAUAAGGACAGUUUUGCUUAUUUCUCCCUCUCUUCUCAUGGAGAAGCUGUGCAGCCCCCACCCCCACGCCCACCCACCCCGCCUUUCAACUAGGCAGGUCCAUGUGUCUGUCCAGGGGAAGAAUUCUGGUGGGUUUUUUGUAGUAGUGCAGUGAAGGCAUCUCUCCUUUGGUUCUUAUCUCAAGGUGCAUUUAAAUAAAGCUGAGGAAUUUCAGUCCAGCUAUCUAAAACAUAAGCCAAGUAUGUAUGACUCCAUGGUUUGUUGUCUGAAAUGUUUAUGCUCUUCCCUUGGAGGUUCACCACUGAUCUCUUCUGGUUUAUUGUAUUCCUUCUAUUAAUCUUUUUGUUUUUUGCCUGAAAUCUCACAGUUUUUCCUGAAGGGAAGACGGGGUGCCGGUAACAGAUUUAGCCAACUUUGGGUGCAGUUAUAUCUGGGCUUGAUUGUGAGUAGAUGUGCUUGGGACUAUACUAUACUUGGGACUAUACUUAUAUUUUGAUAGCAGCUAACAAAUUGAUUGUGAAAACUCUCAGUUGUUUCAGCCAUAGGUCCCACCCCUUAGCCGUAGCCAUGAAGAAAUUGCAUUCCGACCAGCAAGCAAGGCUGAUAAACGGAGUAUUUUAUUAAUGCCUACAAUUUGUUUUUUAAGUCAGAGAAAGAGGCUCUGAUGGUGCCUAGGUUCACCCAUCUCUCUAAACUGCAAUUUUAUUUAAUAAUUUGUUGAUUAAGCCAUAGCACACUAGGUUCACACAUUGUGCAGUCUCAAACUGUGGUUCAGACACCACAAUAAAAUAAUAGACGGUUUCACACAACUUACUAAAACAAUGUCAUUUGCAUUACCGGUUAAGUAAAAGAGUCAGAACUCUUCCGUGUUGCACAAAUUCCCAGUAUCUUAGCUAGUGGUUUUGUGGUCUUGCUUAUAGAGGUAGUCCUCAACAUAUGACCAUCAUGGAGCCUGGAAUUUCUGUUGUAUGUCAUGACAAUUGUAAGUUGAGGCAACCAUGUGACUGACACGAUUUUACAACAUUUUUUACGUCAGUCAUUAAACGAACACCAGUGUUGUUAAGUGUAUCCAUUGUCCACAGUGGACUUUUUUUUUUUUUGCCAAAAAACAAAAGUAAAUGUCAGUUUCCAUAAAAACAAUAAUUGUAAAUUACUAUCUCACAAGCAUGGGAUACUGCAAAUGGGCAUAAAUGCAUGCAUAAAUGCUGAGUGCCAAAAUGUGAUCAUGUGACUGGAGGUCACGUGGCCAUUGGAACUUUGAAUCCUAUCUUAAAUACACUUUGGAAGGUCCAUGGUAACUUCAAAUGGUUGCUAAGCAACUGGUCAUGACGAGGACAACCUUGAACGUAACAAAAACACUAAAGAUCAAGGGCAGAAAUUGGGAUUGGAAGUAGGGAGAGGGAAUGUAUAAGCCUUGGCAAAACCUGAGAAAACUGGAGAUAAAAGAUUGUUCAACGCAUUGUUUAGAUUUGAUGAAUUGCAUCUCCCAGAAUUUAAUAAUAAUAAUAAUAAUAAUGAUAAUAUUUUAAUUUGUAUACUGCCCUUCUCCCGAAAGACUCAGGGCGGUGAACAGCCAAAAUAAAAUACAAAGCAAACAAUACAUACAAUACUAAAAAACAACCCUUAAAAAACUUAUUUAAAUGGCCAAAUUUAAAAUGUAAUAACGCCCUAUAAAAUUGACAGAAAUUUCAAACCCAUAAAAUCAAAUUAAAAAUUUUUUUAAAAAAAAAUCAAGCCAGUCCAGCAAGGCGGAAUAAAUAGGUUUUAAGUUCGCAGCGAAAGGUCCUAAGGUCAGAUAGUUGUCGAAGUCCAGGGGGAAGUUCGUUCCACAGGGUAGGAGCCCCCACAGAGAAGGCCCUCCCCCUGGGGGCCACCAGUCGACAUUGUUUGGCUGACGGCACCCUGAGGAGUCCCUGUCUGUGAGAACGCACCGGUCGUUGGGAGAUAGAGGACGGCAGUAGACGAUCCCGUAAGAAUUUCCUGCCAGUAAAGGUAAUUGUGACUAGAGAAUCUGACAAGCAGUUCAAAGUAUCCAAAGAACACGUUGUUGAAGAAUGCUGCCCCAUUGCUGUUAAAUGGCACCAGCUUAGUCCUAAAGUUUUCAGCUACUACUGUCCGAAGUACCAGACUAUCAAUGAUGCAUUUGCCCAUAUCCGAUUGAAGAAACAACUAAUUUGAAAAUGUGUCUCUUUGAGCUAAUAUAAAAAAGUUGAUUUUUUUACCAGUGUCAUAGAAGAAAUUCUGGAUUAAAGUUUGGCCAUGUUAUAUGUGGAAAAUGUACAGUUGAUAAAAAUAUUUUCCUCUUACUGGAUGACACAUCUUUCACAUAGCUUUAAGGAGCAAUCUUGGAUUUAGAUGACGAUUUAAUUGCAUGUCCUAGGGUUGCUUUUUCCAAAAGGCAGCUGGAUUUUCUUGGUUUUUCCUUGGAGAUGUUUCGCUUCUCAUCAGGAAACUUCUUCAGUUCUAACUGAGCCUUUGGAACGGAAUUCUGUCUUAUUUUCAUAGAGAACAGUUAUAAAAUUAAAAUACAAAUAAUAUAUAUAACAAACAAACAGUAACAUCAGUGCAUACUCCCUUAGUCUAAAUAAAACAUAUAAUCCAUAUAUGAGUCACAAUAAACAGUUCCACAAAUGCUGUUGAGCUCUUUCUUAACAUAAGCUGGCUUGCGUUCCCAUAUUUUUCUUUAAAAAUAAAGAUUAAGUUCAAUUGGCGAAAGCUAAAUGCAAAAGUGCAACAUGAGAACUCUGUGUAGCUUAAAAUAAUGUACAAUCUGUUCAUUUAUUUUAUUUGUAUUGGUUUAUAUUAGUGGUGCAGAAGUGAUUUCUGCUAACAUUACACAGAUACAUUGGGUGGAUUUAUAUAUUAUGUUUACCUAAACAUGGGGAAACUGAAGCCCUCCAGUUAAUGAUGGUUUCCACAGUCAGUCCCAACCAGUAGGACCAGUGGUAGGUAAUGCUGGGAUUAUUCUUCAGCGACAUCUGAAAGUCAACUUUCUUCACUCCUGCAGUGAAUCAUCAUACAGUUUUGCUUGGGCUUUGAAUUAAGUGCAAACUAGGCAGCUAGAGAAUAUUGACAAGAGUUUAGUUAAAACUGGCUUAGCACAAUGUAUGAACCCAACUUUUUCUUUUAUGUUUAAAUCUAAAAAAAUAGGCAUAACAUAACAACAGAGUUGGAAGGGACCUUGGAGGCCUUCUAGUCCAACCCCCUGCCCAGGCAGGAAACCCUACACCAUCUCAGUCAGAUGGUUAUCCAACAUUUUCUUAAAAAACAUGGCUGCUAGCCAGGACAAUUAAAACUUGUCAACUUCACAAAGAAUAAGGGUUUUCCCUGUGAAAAUAUACUAGGUAUAGAAGGAACUGAUGUUAGCUUAAAUCAGAAUUUUCUGUAACUUGGCCAGCUGGACCGAAGGGAAGUACCAUUGGGAGGAUGGAGAAAAUCUUUUAACUUCUGUCUACAUACGUUUUUUUCUUAAACUUCCUUUUUAAUAUGUUUUAUUGAUCAAGUUUGUUUAUAUCAUGUUUACUGUUCUUCUGUCUGUAUUCCUAUAGACUUGGAUUUUUUUUUCCAAUUUAAAUUUACUGUAUUCCAGUUUUUUAUGGUAGCCAAUAAAGUUUGUUUGA
This is a messenger RNA of Ahaetulla prasina, 6164 nucleotides long. Its product is annotated as zinc finger protein 664-like. Lineage: Eukaryota; Metazoa; Chordata; Lepidosauria; Squamata; Colubridae. The record is from RefSeq and is a predicted model, not a curated record. Bases 203 to 1654 code for a protein of 483 amino acids. The transcript has 2 exons.